Molecule: messenger RNA, 1324 nt
Organism: Phasianus colchicus (ring-necked pheasant)
Lineage: Eukaryota; Metazoa; Chordata; Aves; Galliformes; Phasianidae
Gene: RAB25
Product: RAB25, member RAS oncogene family
Molecular function (GO): GTP binding; GTPase activity
Source: RefSeq, a predicted model, not a curated record
GUGGUGCAGCACUGCUAGGAGUGCUGUUCCUGCUGGGGCUGCUUCCCCCCUCUUCCCAUCACUCCCAGCAGAGGUGCGGAAGGCCAUUGGUGCCCGGCCAGCUCUGCGCUGAGCCCAGGGCCCCACUGCCCCAGCCUGCCCUGCGCCGCGUGGCCUUGGCAGCCAGGACCGGGCUCGGCUCCUCCUCCGGGUGCCCCGUGACGGUCCCAGGGGUGACAUUACCUGCCCAACCUGCGCCGCCGCUCCCACGCCUGGAGUCAGCCAGCCUGGGCCUCCCUGCUCCUCCAACGCCGCCCGCGUCGCCUUCGCUCCCUGACCGCGCUCACCGCUGGGACCCCCAUCACCGCUGGGACCCCACCCCCUGCUGGGACCCCGCUCACACCCCAGCAGUGAGGAGACUUUGCCCCCGUAUCACUUCCCUGCAGCCCGCCCCGCUCCGUGCUCUGCAGAGGGAAGGAGGAAACCUGGGGCAGAGGGAAGGAGGAAACCGGGCGGCAGCUGGGAGAUAUGAGCAGUGCCGAGGAGGACUACAACUUUGUUUUCAAAGUGGUUCUGAUCGGGGAAUCCGGCGUGGGCAAAACCAACCUGCUGUCCCGCUUCACCCGCAACGAGUUCAACCACGACAGCCGCACCACCAUCGGCGUGGAGUUCUCCACCCGCACCGUCCUGGUGGGAGACGCCGCGGUGAAGGCACAGAUCUGGGACACGGCAGGGCUGGAGCGGUACCGCGCCAUCACCUCCGCGUACUACCGUGGGGCUGUGGGUGCUCUGGUCGUCUUUGACAUCACCAAGCACCAGACGUACGACGUGGUGGAGCGCUGGCUGAAGGAGCUCUAUGACCACGCCGAGGCCAGCAUCGUGGUCAUGCUGGUGGGCAACAAGAGCGACCUGGCGCAGGCGCGGGAGGUGCCCACAGAGGAGGCGAAAAUGUUUGCAGAGAACAACGGGCUGCUCUUCAUUGAGACGUCGGCGCUGGACUCCACCAACGUCGAGCAGGCGUUUGAGACCGUCCUGAAGGAGAUCUUCAGCAAAGUUCAGAAGCAGAAGCAGAGGAGCAGCCAAAGCAGCACAGUGUCACUCGGCAGCGAGAGCCCCGACGGCGCGGUCGCAGCGCAGGCAGAGAAGCGCCCGUGCUGCGUGGCCAUCUGAGCUCGUCCCGGGGCUCGUAGCCGCCGGCACAGCUGGGUGGCGACCGACCCGCCGUGCCGCCCGUUGUCCCGGCGCGGCGGCAGCCCGGAGCUCGGCCGUGCUCUGCCGUGAGCAGCGCGAAGCACCGCCGCAGCUCUGCGCGGUGUCGGUCCGUCCCCGCGGCGCAGAUGCGCUG